AUGAGUUCAACCACAACGACCAUUACCACCUCUUCUGAAGUCUCUUCUCCAACCAAGAACAACCAUCACGGAACCAUGCCCGAUACAAUGACUCCAACACUUUCACCCAAGCUUUAUGGCUCACCCACCACAUCGACCUUGCCAAAGGUUCCAUUUGCAACCAUCCUUCACUCCAACAACAACAACAAUAAUACCCACUACACCACCGACAAGAAUUCCUCUGUGCUGUACUUACCAGCACAUCAAGCUUAUCAGCGCCCUUCAAGAUAUGUGCAGUGUUUGCAACAAAGUUUGAUCCGUUUCAUGUUUGCACUGGUCACUUUGUUCACGAUAGCAUGUAUUUGUUUGGGACGAUUUACAAUUUCACAAGGUUUAUUAUUUGAAUUUGUUGUUUGUGUGAGCAUGUUGAUGGUGGAUCCAUAUGUGAUGAUGCAAAGACGAUGGAGAAGAGAAAUUGCUCAUCAUCAGAUGCAACCAUCACAAAAACAGUAA
This is a messenger RNA of Naegleria fowleri, 492 nucleotides long. RefSeq lists its product as uncharacterized. The record is from RefSeq and is a predicted model, not a curated record. The coding region runs from base 1 to 492 and encodes 163 amino acids. NCBI's taxonomy places the organism in Eukaryota, Heterolobosea, Eutetramitea, Acrasida, Naegleriidae. The transcript has a single exon.